AUGGAGCGCAAUGAUAUAGCUGAAGAAGAGAGGCCGAAGGUCAUCAAAGAUGACUCGACCGACGGAGAUGAUGGUCGGGCAGAGGGAGACAAGGGAUUGAGGAAAAUCAAGAAAUCUGAUCCAUUUGACGUGGAGACUGCUCAGUUCAACUCCCACCAAGGCCAUUCAUCAAACCAGAAUUUGCCAUGGGGGGUGAUAAUCAAGCUUGCAAUUCAAAGCAUCGGGGUGGUGUACGGCGAUAUAGGCACGUCCCCUCUUUAUGUCAUGACAGGAGUUUUUCCUAACGGGAUAAAAAACGAAGAAGAUAUCCUUGGAGCACUAUCUCUGAUCUUUUACUCAAUGAUCCUCAUUUACAUGAUCAAGUAUGUCUUCAUUGUUCUAUCGGCGAAUGACAAUGGUGAUGGAGGGACGUUUGCUUUGUACUCUCUAAUAUGCCGCUAUGCCAAGGCAAGCUUGACCCCUAACGAACAAGCCGAAGAUAAGGAAGUCUCAAACUACCGCCUUGAGGUGCCAAGCCGCCGCCUCCGGUGGGCGUCCGCUGUGAAGUCCUUGCUUGAGAAUAGGAAAGCAGCCAAGUACUUGCUCUUGUUUGUAACUAUGUUGGGCACUGCCAUGGUCAUUGGAGACGGGAUCCUCACGCCAUGCAUAUCCGUAUUGUCGGCUAUUGGGGGCAUAAGAGAAGCUGCAAGUUCAUUUGGAAAUGAUCAAGUCAUGUGGAUAUCUGUGGUGAUCUUGAUCCUUCUGUUUCAAGUCCAAAGGUUUGGGACUCAAAAAGUUGGAUACAGCUUUGCCCCGAUUCUCUCUUUAUGGUUCCUCUGUAUCGCACUAAUUGGCAUCUACAAUUUCGCGAAACAUGACCCGGGAGUGAUAAGAGCCGUUAAUCCGCUCUACAUCAUCCAUUACUUCAUGAGGAACAAAAAGGAUGCAUGGAUUUCUCUUGGAGGGGUCAUUCUCUGCCUAACUGGUUCUGAAGCAUUGUUUGCUGAUCUGGGGCAUUUUAAUAUCCUGUCAAUUCAAUUGAGUUCAUGCCUAGUUGUCUUUCCUUCAAUCAUCCUCGCCUACUUUGGUCAAGCGGCGUAUCUCCGAAAGCACACUGAAGAUGUUGCUAGCACUUUCUACAGUUCGAUACCGAAACCAAUGUAUUGGCCAAUGUUUGUGAUUGCGGUGUUGGCGGCGAUAAUAGCAAGUCAAGCCAUGAUAUCGGCCACGUAUUCCAUAGUGAAGCAAUCGGUUGCGCUCGGGUGCUUCCCAAGCGUAAAGGUAGUGCACACUUCGAAAGACCACGAGGGUCAGAUCUACAUACCUGAGGUCAACACCCUCCUCAUGUUGGCCUGUGUUGGCGUCACCCUUGGCUUCAAGACGACAUUGCAGUUGGGCAACGCUUAUGGAAUUGCGGUUGUAUUUGUUUUCACUAUCACGUCCACAUUCCUUGUUAUUGUGAUGAUCAUGAUUUGGAAGACCAACAUACUCCUCGUAGUCCUCUACAUCCUCACCAUCGGGCUCGCGGAGUAUGUGUUUCUAAGUUCGGUCCUCUACAAAUUUGUGGAUGGGGGUUACGUCCCACUAGUCUUCGCUGUCGUGAUGGUCACCAUCAUGUUGGUAUGGAAUUACGGGUACCGAAAGAAGUACGAGUAUGAGUUUGAGAACAAGGUCUCGAGAGAAGCCCUUGUCACGAUCAUGUCGAACACAAACAUACGCCAGGUCCCCGCGGUCGCCCUGUUCUACACCGAGCUCGUCCAAGGCAUUUCCCCAGUAUUCAACCAAUACGUCGCCAAUGUACCUGCAUUGCACUCGGUCCUUAUUUUCGUCUCAAUCAAGUCGCUACCCAUAAGCAAGGUGCCCUCCGAGGAGCGGUUCAUCUUUCGACAGGUGGAGCCUGAGGCGUCGGGCAUAUAUCGUUGCGUUGUGAGAUAUGGAUAUCGAGAUGCGAGGAUGGAGCAGCAAUUCUUCGAGAAGGUCUUGAUUGACCGAUUGAAGGAUUUUAUCCGGAACGACGGUAGUGACCAUGGAAUGGCAAUGGUCAAUGAAGCGAGAGCGCAGAAAGAGAUUGGAUUGGUGGAUGAAGCAAUCGAGAAUGGAGGGAUCAAGUACCUAAUGGCUCAGAGUGAGGUCAUAGCUUCAAGUGGUUCAGGCUGCUCAAAAAGGUUUGUAAUCAAUUAUCUGUACAGCUGGUUGAAGAGGAACGUGAGGCAGCAAGAGGAAGUGUUCGGCAUUCCCCACAAGAGGCUGCUCAAAGUAGGAAUCACUUACGAGAUCUAG
Eucalyptus grandis is the source of this 2259-nucleotide messenger RNA. Its product is annotated as potassium transporter 19. The record is from RefSeq and is a predicted model, not a curated record. Gene Ontology annotation, molecular function: potassium ion transmembrane transporter activity. Gene Ontology annotation, biological process: potassium ion transmembrane transport. Gene Ontology annotation, cellular component: membrane. Lineage: Eukaryota; Viridiplantae; Streptophyta; Magnoliopsida; Myrtales; Myrtaceae. Bases 1 to 2259 code for a protein of 752 amino acids. The transcript is spliced from 7 exons.